UUAGUAAUGUGAUCUUUAUAAUGUGCAUAAUAAUGCGUUCUACUUUUGAUUUGGUGAUGCUGUUGAAUGGUUUAUUUGUGAUAGCAAAUGCCCAGACAGAGAUUCCUGGAGUCUGCUCAACGUAUGUAAACAUUUUAUUGUAUAAUACUCCCUUUAUGAUGUUUUAUAUAUUUUAACAUUCUGUUUUGGAUUUUUCCAUUCAUUGCUUCAUGAAAACUUUCCUCCGAACAGAAAUGGUAAACCUCUACAAUGUUGUCGUAAUUACAAAAGACGUGGUGAUUCAUGUGAAGGUAAUUAUCAAAAUAUUUGAUAUAUUACUGAACUCGUUUUAUUAUCGUAAUAGAUGUAUUAUAUAAGUAAUGUCUUCUAACAGAAUGUUGGCCAGGCACGUUUGGCAUAGCUUGUAAGGAGAACUGUCCUGACGGGUUCUAUGGACGUUUGUGUGCAGAAGUCUGUGAUUGUCCUUCGUGUGACAAGGUCUCUGGGUGUAAUUUUUCAACUCAGACUGGUAAGAAAAAUAUUUGUGUGCAAUUUUAAGUCUUAUUUCUCUGAAAUCGCAAACUUUCUAGUCUCUCAUUGAUAAUUUCAUAUUCCUAACCAAUAGCUCUUACAAAUCCACUUUUAUCUUAAACCACGAAAUUGUUUGUUUGGUGCUGAUUUAUUUCAUUUUGAUACAUCCAGGAUCUCCCUUUGUUGAUAGUGUGAUAUGGUUUAUAUUCAACGAGUUGUGCGUUUUCUAUCGCUGAGCCUUGAUGAGGGGAUAGAAAACACAACGAGUUGGAUAUAGAUCAUAUUAGACCACAAACCAUGGAAGAUAAUUUUUAUCACAUGUUAACUCUCCUUCCCCGAAUAUUCAUUUACGUUGCUGUUUUGUCGGGAGUUUUGUUUCAAGAUAUUUUGUAAACAAACUACGUAAAAUUGACGUUUGUUUGUGACGUGACAAACGGCGUAGGAAAACAUAGUGUAAUUAUUACAAAUUAUGUAAUAGGUGAUAUCCACUGGAUAAAGGAGUAAACACGUGAUAAAAUUUCAUGUUGAAUCCAUCUAUUGAAAGAUUAAAAAUGAGCGUAUGGAACUUAUUUCUUCUCCCAUCCUUUUAUAUUGACUGCAGAAAAGAAAAAUCUAAACAUUAAUGUUAUAGUAGAAUGUCAUAUACAUGUGAAGUGAUAUGGGGGGGAUGCAAAGAUAACAAACAGUGAUCAAUCCUAUAGGGAAUACGAUGUUGAAAUUUGGGGAAACGCGAACACUAAAUCACCAGAGAUGGGAUAAUGUACCUAGGAAGAGUAAGCAUCCCCUGACGAUUGGUCACACCCACCAUAAGCCCUCUCCAUCUUUAACCAGAAUUAAAUUUGGUCACAUAAACACCAUAAAUUAAAUAUGUAAUAGUAUCAGUUACAUGGCCUUCCCAUUAGCUCUGGCUAGUGCGUUGACCCUUUAGCUCGAUCUUGUGCCAUAGGUCCAGGGCUUGAUUCCCAGCAGCGGCAUAUACCAGUCUCUGUUACAUAUAGAGUUACCGAUGUAAGAUAAUUUUCAUCAGAAACUCAUUUAUCUCUUAUUAUUAUAUUCCCAGGUAAGGAUAUCAAUUUUAUUUCAGACAAUUCCAAUAAUGAGAGCGUUAUCAUUGGUUCAUCAUUGGCAGGAAGUCUUACUUUCAUAAUAGUUAUCGUCAUCUACUGCAAAAAGAGGUAAAAUGGGAAAAUUUCAAUUGGCAUUGGAUGAGAGCUUGGGAAGUCUUCAGAAUCAUUUGAUGAUUUGAUAAUUUUAUGGUUUCUAUAAAAGAAAUUUAUCCCGUGUUUGUGGAAAUAUAAAUGUUUCUAGAAUUUUUGAAUACAUAAUAUGGCGAUUCAAAUGCCAUGUGAAAUGGUUUGUAUCGUUUUGGUUCUAUAUCUACGAAGCUCAGUAGAUAAGUAUCGGGGUACUGGCAUGCAGAUCCCGAGUUCAAAUUCAUCCCAGUAGAUAAGUAUCGGGGUACUGGUACGCAGAUCCCGAGUUCACAUCCGCCAAACCGCCGCGGUGACCGAGAGGUUAGAGCGUUCGUCCCGCAUGCGGAAGGCCGGGAUUCGAAUACCGGCCGCGACAUACCUAAGUCGUUAAAAUAGGUAGUGACAGUUCCAUCGUAAAACGCUCGGCAUAAGGUGUGAAUGUCACGGGUCCUCGGAGAUGACCUUAAAAACGGAUGUACCGUGUCACAGUAGGUGUGGCACGCUAAAGAACCCUAACUGCUCAAUGGCUAUAAGCGUCAGGAAUAGGCCUAAAUUUAAAGCCCUUCUCCGGUCUUGGUGACGUCUCCAUAUGAGUGAAAAAUUCUCGAGCGAAACGUUAAGCAAGAUACAAUCAAUCAAUCAAUCAAUUAAUCAAAUCCACCAGCGUCUUUGUUUUUGUUAAAAUAAAUUUUUGAAACUCGUGGCUUUUUUCUCCAAAUUGCUUUUUUUUUUUUUUUUACCCUUUUGAUAUAUGUACUUAUUGCCUAUCAUCAAAUUUUUCAAGACUACGGCAUUUGUUGCUGAUUUGAUAAACGUUUUCAGAGUGUAAUGAGGCAACUUGAUGUUUCUUCUACCGUUCCAAUUGUCGGUUUAUUUCCAAUGAUUUUAGUAAGAAUAUACCUUUCUUGUAUUACAGCAGAAACAGAACCUUAAUGACUCCAGAUUCAUUGAUUCAAAAAGGCGGAUUACAAGUCAGUAAGAUACCAUUGAAUAAAUUUCCUCAACUCAGUCCAUCUUCCAGUAACGCAGCUGAUAAUGGUGAUCCAGAGUCAACAUUUCACGGCGGGAAGUUUGAACCGUUAGAACCUCAAAUGUGUUGUCAGCAAAAUGAUUUUACUGAUAAUUCGAUAAAUUCAAAAGAGACUAAUCAUGUUAAGCUGUCGUCUUCAGACAGUGUGUACAGUCAUAUGAAGAUGGAUGUCGAUCAUUAUCACAAAUUAGAUAUGUCAUUCGACAAUAGUCAGGAAACUGAUGAAGACCUCUACUCUCCACACAGUUCAAACAGUUGUUGCAAUAAUACAGACUCGGGGUGUUCAUCGAAAAACAACGAGAAUGGAUCUUUAUCAUCCGUAAAGCAGUGCAGCGAAACUCUAAACAAAAAUUCACAAACAGCAGAUAUAUUUGAAACCCAUGACAUCCGAGAAACAGGAAAUUUUAAAACUGGUAUGACGAAUAAAAAUGGAAUUUCAUCAGUAAAGAUGAAGAUAGAAGCAAUGCACUUAGAAGAAUUGUCAAGAAAACUGCGUAACUUUAAACAGUACCCUGAAGAUAUCGAAUUCAAUGAUUUGGUGUAGUUUCAAGUUGCAUUCAUUUACAAAAAAACUCAUACAAACAGAAAAAUACUAAAAAAAAAAAAAACCCA
Messenger RNA from Ostrea edulis (European flat oyster), 3345 nucleotides. RefSeq lists its product as uncharacterized. The transcript is spliced from 2 exons. Lineage: Eukaryota; Metazoa; Mollusca; Bivalvia; Ostreida; Ostreidae. The record is from RefSeq and is a predicted model, not a curated record. The coding region runs from base 2636 to 3277 and encodes 213 amino acids.